AUGCUCGAGACUUUCGACGUCGAAGAGCUCCGCGACAAGCUACUGGCCGAUGCCUCGCAGUGUCCACGGGAGGAGCUCAAGGCUGUCCAGCAACUGGCCGAUACGAUACGGCACGCUGAAGACCGUGACCUCCAUCUGCUCGUUCCUGCCGCCGCUUGCAUUGUCCGGGACCUCAGUCGCGUUGUGAUCAAGUGUGUUACAACAGCAGCUGCCGACACGCAGAAUGUACCCGUGUUGGUCGCUCUCGACGAUCGGUUGGUACCACUUUUGGUCGUCAUGCGGUCGUUCAUUGAUCGAUUGUCACAUACAAGGAGAGAUAAAGAAGACGUCAAUGCGUUGACGCAAUGGCUGCCGUUCGUGCUUACGGCUUGUUACUUUGUGACGGAGGCAGACCUACCAGGAGCCAGUACGAUGCAGAGUCUUGUCAUGGCUGAUGAAGUGCUGGACAGCGCUGUGUUGCUUGUAAAUGCACAUAACCGAGAAGAAUUGGUAACAACGUACGUUGCGCAGAUGGUGGCGUUGUGUGCGCACGAUGUGGAUCAACAAGAGUGGGUGGUAGUCACGUCCAUUUGUAAGCAAGUGAUGCUGCGGGUAGUGGAGCAAGUGAGCUUCCCGCAUCUUGGCGGAGACCUACUUGGUCGUCUGCUGGCGCUUACGUUCCCGUUGAUUGAUGAUUUGACUGACUCGACGCAAUUGAUUGGAGUGCGAUUGCUGCGCCACAUUGUCCAGAAUGUCACAUCUACUGAGCUGCGAUGGUAUUCCGACGUGCUGCUUGAGGUACUCCAUACGUCACUUGUUGUACGCAAACCGCGUACACUGGACGUGUUGCUGGACUGUCUUGUCGAAUCUCUCGACAAGGUCUCUCCCCCCGGUGAAUUCAAGCACUACGACCGGUUCAUGCCGCGGCUACUUCGUGACACAAGUAUGUGCAGCGAUGUCGCCCUGCGAAUUGUCUUCGUUCGCCACCUCCGAGCUCUCGUUGUUCGUCAGGGAGCGCCGCACAGCUUCAAUGUCAUCCGCUACCUGCAGCCACUACUGACGGUCUUUGUCGCAGGAUUUGAGAGCGUCAAUGUUGAGCUCCUGGUAGAGACACUCGAAAGUGUACGGGCUACAGUACUUGCUGCGUGGCCUCGUAUCGCCCCGCAUACCGAGCAGAUCGUCGUCGGCUUGUUACGUGCUGUAGCUUUUUGCGAGCUGUUUGAUGACGGUGCCGACUUCACGCCAACUCCAAAGCAGAAAGAGCAACUGCUUGCGCUGUGUGAGGACACACUGGAUCUGCUGCACCAAGUUAAUGCAUCGGAAGGCGUUGUUAGUGACAUGCUUGCAGCUGUGAGUAAUCAGAGCCGAAAGUUAUCGCCGUUCUGCGAUCGCAUGCAAGCUAAAUGGGCGGGUCAAGUUUCAGUCACGUGA
Molecule: messenger RNA, 1410 nt
Organism: Peronospora matthiolae
Lineage: Eukaryota; Oomycota; Peronosporomycetes; Peronosporales; Peronosporaceae
Source: the annotation of a GenBank genome assembly